Rasamsonia emersonii CBS 393.64 is the source of this 1173-nucleotide messenger RNA. RefSeq lists its product as uncharacterized. The transcript is spliced from 2 exons. Lineage: Eukaryota; Fungi; Ascomycota; Eurotiomycetes; Eurotiales; Trichocomaceae. Bases 1 to 1173 code for a protein of 390 amino acids. The record is from RefSeq and is a predicted model, not a curated record.
AUGGCGGAACCUGUCGUCGACACGGUUCCUGUAGACGAAUUUGCCCAGACCCGCGGUGCGGAUGAUCUAUUCGACGACGAGAUCAUUCCCAUCUCCGCCGAGCAGCAGGUGCAGCAAGUGGAAGAUGUGCCCGAGGCAGAACAAAAGGUUGAAGGAGACAACGCGCAGGACGGGACGUCCGCGUCAAGACGACCCCGUGGUUAUCAUCGAGGAGGCGAGAGGGGGAGAGGCCGGGGGAGAGGCCGGGGAGGGCGCGGUGGCCGAGAUGGCGGUCCGAAGAACGAAUCUGGGGAGAAAGUAGAUCAAGGGGACAAGAAGGAUGAUGGCCAAACUGCAGGAGAGAGUAAAGAACAGCCGGCUAAAGACACUGCGACCCCAUCCAAACCAUCAGGUCGCUCGGACACACCACGUGUCCAGGCCGUUCGGGGGGACCGCAGUGGCACAGGAGGCAUCAAAAAGCCCAAACUUACAGAAGAGGAACUCGCCGAACGCAUGGCGGCUGCGAAGCUGACUGCGGCCAAGAUCGCUGCAGCGCAUGCGCGCGCAGAGGCAGACGAGGCAUCAUUCAAGGAGCGGGAGAAGCUUGCGGAGGAGAGGCGGCGCCAGGAAUACCUGAAUCGAAAGGCCAUGGACGGAGAACGAGAGCGCAACCGACUGCGCAAACUCAACGCCCAGACGGGGCGCGAAUGGGAUGCCGACAAGCGAGAAGAAGAUUUUACAGGCCGUCGCGGCGGCAGCCAAUACCGAAGAGGCAUGCACGGCUGUGUCACAGGCUUCUCGCGACGUGACAAUGACGGGGCUGACCCUGCUGAGGACGGGUCUAGCUACCGGGGUCGAGGACGAGGACGUGGUGGUCGAGGACGGGGACGAGGCGGUCAUCGCGGCCGAGGAGAUUUCUCGAACCGGGAGGACGGUCGUGAAGCCAGCGAGACGGCCGAAACGACUGCUCCAUCUGCACCAGGCAUUGGCGACGAGAGCGAAUUCCCUGCUCUUCCUGGGUCGAAGAAAGAGGGCGAGGCCGCUACAAACAAUGCCUCUGAAGCUACGGCCAACGACAACAACACCAACCUAUCGGCGCCCGAUGCGCCAAAGGUCUCAUCGCCCAAUUCGCCCUUGUCACCGUCAGAGGGAACGUGGGCGGAGCAGAUGGAGCGGGCACCAGAAAAUAAAUAA